This is a messenger RNA of Bacillus rossius redtenbacheri, 1088 nucleotides long. RefSeq lists its product as uncharacterized. Lineage: Eukaryota; Metazoa; Arthropoda; Insecta; Phasmatodea; Bacillidae. The coding region runs from base 184 to 855 and encodes 223 amino acids. The transcript is spliced from 5 exons. The record is from RefSeq and is a predicted model, not a curated record.
AUUGUGUACGCUUAAGUCAUGUGCUAAUUAAAAUAUUAACUAUGAAUAUAAAUUGAUGUUUGAAGAGUUUUGAAGUGUUCCUAAAAAACGAUACUUUUUGCGAAUUUAGGGUGGAAUCGAAGCACAGGAGCUCUCUGAAGCGGGGUUCCGGGUUCAACUCCUGCUGCCGGCCACUGCGUCACCAUGCUGUCCUGCGCCGCAGUCCUGCUGCUCGCGGCCUUCACCGCCGCGGAGGGGUUCACACAGCCCCGGUCUACUUUCUCUGUGGACGCCGACGGCUACAUAGAGGCACUGCUGACCGCCGCCGGCGACGCAAUCAAGGCGGGAAACGUAUCCGUCACGUACAAAGAGUACGUCGUGGAGUUCAGGCACAAGAAGCACAGUUACGUGCUGGAGCUGCCGCAGAUAGGCCUGAGCUCCUCGUUCCCAGUCGUGUCGGUGCACGGCGACGUGUUGUGGUGGGGCGACUCCAGCGUCUUUCACGUCUACGCAGAUGCCCUCCUGGGGAACCACACGGUUUAUUACAAGGGCAGAGUUGGGGUACCUGGAAACCUGACAUCGAUUACCAUCAACAUUACCAAGACCGACUACACGAUGUCUACGUACAAGAAGUUUGUACAAAGUGGAAGUGCGUAUGAUCUCAAGGUGCACAUCCUUGAUGCGAAACGCUUUGGGCAUCAGCACUACAACAUAUCCAUUCCAAACGGCUCUGAAGACCUGGUGAAACGCGUGAGACACGUCAUUGAAGAGUACAACUUGAAACGAAACAGAGACUACAGUCUUACCGCGCUCACAGACUAUGUGCUGGCAGUCAUGGAUGAUGUGGAUAUAGGCAAGUUCGUUACGUCCGGCUAAAGCUAACUGAAGAAAGGUGUGGGCCAAAACACGCAAUUUUAAUGGAUUUUGAAACUAAAUAUGUUUACGUCAAUUACAUAUUUUUUUAAAAAAUUCAAUUUUUAGUGACAUAUGUUAAAAUUAUAACUUUUUAAAAAAACAUUGAAAUAUUUUUUUUUGACCAUAUGUAAUCGAACUUUGGCUAAUGUAAUUUUCAUUCCAAAUAGUGAAUAAAUUAUGUAACUGCAUCAUUA